Messenger RNA from Tuber aestivum (summer truffle), 3062 nucleotides. NCBI's taxonomy places the organism in Eukaryota, Fungi, Ascomycota, Pezizomycetes, Pezizales, Tuberaceae. The record is from the annotation of a GenBank genome assembly.
GGGGCAAGACUAGAAGGAUACCAGUACCGUACUGACAGACGCGAACAGGAUCAACUUUGAAACCGCUUUGAAUCCUGUAGCGGCACGGCUUCUGAGUCGAUGGUUCGACCUUUUCGCGUCGCUCAUCCCACCCCGUUUGUCGUUCGAUCGUUACAGCCCUACGACUCGUUCGAUUUGUCUUCCGACCCUUGGCUGACCAAACCCCCCCAGUAUAUCUGGCCUUUCCUCAACCUACGCUCCCUUUAACCUAACCUAUUCUCUGCAUAUCAUACAUUCGCUUUCUCACUUCUCUUAUCCCUCCUUCUAAGGUGUCGAUAGACCGUGCCCUUUCCGCCUAGAGUGUUUUCCCCAGGACUAUUCUCUACUGUUACAUCUUCGCCAUCCGGCAUUUGCGUCCUGCGCAACCUUCGGCGCAGCACACCAAAAAUAAUGCGUGUAAAGCAUCCGCAGCAGCUGUUUGCCGCGCUAAUCAUAUCCGUAUCUACAAUUGUAGAUGCAAAGCGCUCAAUCUGCCCUGUAGGUUAUCACCCCGAUCCCUUUUGCUUUGCACCGGCUUGCUGAUUGUUCCAUCAUUACAGAAUAAGCCUAAUGAGCUGGUACCCGAUGGAUGUGCGUCUUAUUCGACGAUUGAGGAAUUGAACGAGAAGCUUUACCCACUUGUUAACGACAUAACCCAAGAGACGGACUACUUUGGCUAUUACCGGCUCGAUCUUUUUGGCCGAACGUGCCCAUUCUGGUCUGACGACGAAGGAAUGUGCGGCAACAUCGCAUGUGCUGUAACGACAAUUGAUGAGAAGGAUAUCCCCCCAAUAUGGCGAGCGGGAGAGCUUGGAAAGUUGGCGGGUCCUAAAGCGAGUCACCCAGCGACCAGACAGCCGGACGAGCCAUCUCCAUUGGCUGGUGCAUUGGGCGAGGAGACCGAGGAGAGCUGUGUAGUUGAGGAGGACGAAUGCGAUGAGAGGGAUUACUGUCUACCUGAGGAUGAGUCAGCUGGCGGGAAGGGCGAUUACGUCAGUUUGACAGAGAAUCCAGAGAGAUUCACUGGGUACGCGGGAGCUGGUGCGGCGAACGUUUGGAAGGCGAUCUAUAGGGAGAACUGCUUUUCGAAACCACGCGGGGAGAGCUCGCUCGCUUCUGCCGGGGGGGUCAUGGGGGCUGGUGGGAAUGGAUUUCAGGGAUUCGCACCCCCGGGAAGCCAAGCUGCUAUGGGAUUUGUGAAUGUUAUGCAGCACAAAGGGAAGCUCGAUCUUAAUAAUCUGGAGGUUGACGAUGAGUGCCUGGAGAAGCGGGUCUUCCACAGAGUUAUCUCUGGGAUGCACGCCAGUAUUUCGAUGCACCUUUGCUGGGACUACCUUAACCAGUCCACUGGGGAAUGGGUGAGUUAAAUCUUCAAUUCCUAGGGUAAAAAUUGAGCUAACAUCCGACCCCAGUCACCGAAUCUCAGCUGCUUCAUCAGUCGCUUCGAAAACUACCCUGAGCGUCUCCAGAACAUCUAUUUCAACUACGCACUGCUGGCCCGCGCCAUCGGAAAGCUCAGGAAUUAUCUACCGACCUAUACCUUCUGCUCGGGCGACUACUAUCAGAAUCGCAUUACCAAAUCCAAAGUCGUCAAGCUGGCCAAUACCGCCGCUUCCACCGCUCCACAGAUCUUUGACGAGUCGUUGAUGUUUAGAGAUGAAAUGGUUGGACUAAAAGAGGAGUUUAGAAACCGCUUUAGAAAUGUCAGUCGGUUGAUGGACUGCGUCGGAUGUGACAAGUGUCGGCUCUGGGGAAAGGUCCAGACUCAAGGAUACGGAACCGCUUUGAAAAUCCUCUUUGAGUUCGAUGAGAGCAAGAAUGCCGAUGGCAACCCGGUCCUACGGAGAACAGAAAUGGUCGCGCUGUUCAAUACUUUCGGCAGGGUAUCGCACUCAUUGCGCGCACUGGAAGGAUUCAGCCGAAUGCUGAAUGAGAAGGAUGAAGCAGACGGCAAGAAAUCCACGAAGGCCCCGGAAGAGGAGGAGACAAUGCCUCCAAAAGGCGAGCCUAAGGAGAAGGAAAAGAAGAAUGUUGAGAAGACCAAGGAUGCGCCUCGUGCUCUCGAAGAAGAGAAGCGGGAUGAACCCCCCAAAGAUCAAACUUUGGGCGAAGAAUUCUGGCAAGAGGUCGACCUCGUCUGGAAGACAUUCUUGUUUGUCAUCAAGAGCUGGUACAACGUCCCCAGAUACGUGUAAGCCCACACAUCUCUGUUCGAAUUUCGUUAUAGCUGCUAACUCUUCACUAGAUUCAUAAUCGCAUACUCAGAGGUCGCCCAACGAUUCGACAUGCUCAUGGGAAGGCCAGUGCGAGACGGACUAUACACAUGGGCCGACCUGAAUGAUCCCCGAACCGAACUCUAGAACCAAAAGGCGGAAGAGGAAGAAAAGUGAAGGGCAUUGUAUAUACCCGUCCCCCAUUUGGUCACAUAAAUUUCCCCUUUUUUUACUCUUGAUUUUCUCUUAUUUGUAGAGUUCUUUCAUAUCUUCCCUUUCUUCUCUUUCCUUGUUGUAUUUUGUCUGGAGUUUAGGAUUUUAGAUAUUCCCCCACCUUGACACGCUGUUAUAGGAAUAGCACCGCACACAUGCGCACCCACCCGCCCACCGUAAUUUUACGGAAAGCCUUGACGGUUAUUGUUUUUUCCCUGACGUCCGUUCUUUUCUUCUUUUAUUUGAGUAGCCCAGUUUAUACCUUUGCGAAUACCAUUGGGGGCAGUGUAUGUGUGGCAUGUUACUUGUACUGUAGUUGAGGUGGAGAGCCGGGGCAGAUAUUGAGUCUCUCUACGGGCAUCAUACCGCACUCGUGCCGUCUGCCUGAUCACUCUACUAAAAGAUUACUGCACCGUGAUUAUCAUCACGAACCGAGUGAUAACACAUGGCAACCUUUACAAGGCGCGUCGCCCUCCGCCCCCCCUACUAAUGGAGGAGACAGGACAGACUCAAAAGAGCCACAAACAGAAUGAGGACACCCAUCAACAGUACUCGAGUACUGCUACAAGUGAUGACGACGGCGAUAGCCUUAUGCGUUCCGCCACUACCGCACGUUAC